GAGGGAUGGGUUGCCCACGGCCUCUUCAACCGGGUACCGACCUUGACCGUGAAGACGCGUCGAAACCUAGGCCUCAUCAGUCCACAUCAUCAACGCAUCUCCACUGAUCUCCUCGUGUUACCGACUUGCCGGAACCAGUCCCUGCGGCGACGAUGACUGUCUUUCCCCAGCACCACCGCAUACCACACUGGGUCUGGCCAACUGGAGUCAUGUUCUUUUUCUUCCUCACAUCCGCCAUCCGGUGCUAUGAGCUACUGCACUAUCAUCGUCGUGUGCGAGACAUAUAUCUUUUCAAAUGCUUUACCAGGACGUUCAGGACCUGGGGAAUUCUCAUUGGAAGGCGGCCUGGUCAUAUUUCGUAUUUGUCUAGGAUGCCAAGACUUGCGAAUUCGCCUUGGAAUUACGACGACUGCGUGCGAUCUGUGCUUGAUAUCUCUUCAACAGCUCUUGAUCGCGAUGCUGGCUAUGACAUCUGCUGGGAGGCUGAAGCUAAGGGUUGGAAGUAUUGGUUGUACGGAGAGAUGACUGGCUGUCUGAGUAAAAGUCGGGCGUUCCGGCAGAGGCCUUGAUCAGCCAUGAUCGUGGUUCGCAUUCAUCUUCGACAUCAACGGCAAGUUGAAGAUGUUCUGGGUUCACCAAACGUUACGCGGCACGCGUCAAAGGGGUUUUCGGGAUCUACCGUCAGACUGAGCUAUCGAUCGCGCGUAUUGUUUAGUUUUCGUCUCGACUUUGUAUCCAACUCGCGACUCU
This is a messenger RNA of Desarmillaria tabescens, 750 nucleotides long. RefSeq lists its product as uncharacterized. The transcript has 4 exons. The record is from RefSeq and is a predicted model, not a curated record. Lineage: Eukaryota; Fungi; Basidiomycota; Agaricomycetes; Agaricales; Physalacriaceae. The coding region runs from base 153 to 569 and encodes 138 amino acids.